Molecule: messenger RNA, 348 nt
Organism: Lindgomyces ingoldianus
Lineage: Eukaryota; Fungi; Ascomycota; Dothideomycetes; Pleosporales; Lindgomycetaceae
Exons: 3
Coding region: 1-348 (115 amino acids)
Source: RefSeq, a predicted model, not a curated record
AUGGCGAAAACGCGCCCAUGCUCAAUAGUAGAUUACCUAAGAACAUUCUGUCGCACGUGUCUCACGCGAUAUCAUACCCAUCUCCUCUCUCGUACAGUAUAUAGUCAGCACAGAGCUCUAUCGAGCUCCUUAGACCUUACAAUACACUCGUACAAUCCACUUUGUUUGGAUCUCACUAUCUUGUCGACUCGCUUCCCAUAUGACCCCUUCUCAGCUCAUGCAAGACAUUCCCCUGCAACGCUAAUUUUCCCGGGACGACUUCCUUGGGAUGUUAAGUGUUCCAGGACGCCAAAUUCUCUCGAGGCCGAUUUCCCUCAGAGACUAAUUCUACUGGGAGGAUUUUCCUAG